AUGGAUGUGGCUUCCUCCCCUUACCAACCUCCAAAUGACAUCGAUCUCGACCUCGACCCCUUUCGCGAUCCAUCUGUCCUCGAAGACGAAAUGAUCGAUUACCAGGAUGAUCUUGUGCUUCAAGAUGAUGGUCCCCAAGAUAUCGCUAUUGACGACAUCAUGGAUCAGGCAAGUAAUGCCGGACACGAAUUCGAUUAUAACAUGGAUUCCUCUCUUGAACAGCCAGAACAAACGCGAGACGACGAUGAUGAUGAUGUUUUGUACGAAGACGAAGACGAAGACGAAUCAGAAAUUAUUCCUCAAGACUUGGAUCAUGAGAAUAAUGACGAUCAACCAACUGCAAACCAUACCUUGAAAUUUAUCGCAGAAGAUGAUGCUGUUGGCGAAUCAAUCGACGGCAACUUUGACGAGCACGUUGAGCUGCAGACUGACGACCGACCUACCACACAGGCGCCUCAUCCCGAGGACCACCAGGACGCAUCUGCUUCCGGUGAUAAUCUAGUCCAAAUUCAAGGGAAUCCCGGUUUCCAGCCACCCCAGCCUGCUGCGCAGUCGCCUCCUGCUCACCCAGAAGACGACUUACCUAUCGAAGGAGAAUCUGGAGAAACAGACCUGCUCCCAGACGAUAGCGAAUAUGUCCACCUUGAACCACUAGACUAUCGGCAAGAGAACGACCCGGAGCCAGAUGCCGUAGACCGGAAUCUCUCCCCUCUCCCACACGAAAACGAGCAGACGAUUUCAGAUACUCAGCACGAAGAAGCCCCAGAAUCGAAAGGCAUCCACGUUGACCCAACCCGUGAGGUCCAUCCUGUCACUCUGGUCUACCUUGAGGAAGAAAUGUCUUUGUUUCCUCCGCUCAUUGGGGAUGGUUCUUCAGUUUAUUUUCUGUCUGACUCAAAUCUUGCUUCACAACCUCUUGAUAAAUUGCUGGCUGCGUGUCGUGAAAUCCUCACUGGCACCCUCGAACAUGAUGACGAACUCGUUCUCGAUAUCCCGGGUCUAGGUCUUCAUAUCUGUGAAGACUCGAAAUACUCUGCACAGAUCACGUUGGCCAGCGUGCUUGAGAUAUACCUCAAGCUUUGUCAUAAUGACCCCGAUGACCAGUGUCAGCCUCUGUAUUGUCAUCUAAGCAGUCGAGUGAGUCUUGCAUCACAGUACGCCUACCUCUCGUCCGCAGGCGACGAAGGUAAGACUUACGCCGAAAUCGUAGCCGACCAUGUCGAUACUCCGGAAGAGGCCUCGACCCAUAUGGACGACCAGGUGCACUCGCCGGUUACCCAAGACGCAAGCCUGGAAGCCACUGAACAUGAGCUGCCCCCUUCUCCCAAAAUUACAGGCCACACUGAUCUAAGUCAAGUCGGCCCGGAUCUCCCACAUGUAGAGGAGGAUUUGUUCAAAGAAGUUGACGAGGAUCCCCACGCUCAAACCGACGGUGUCCAAGCGCUCAACAAGGAACCCUCGGAAGAGGAACCGCCGUUGAUUGUCCAGGAUUUCCAACCAGAUCAUCUUCAAGAAGAGGUUGGAGGUUUCGAUACUGUAGAUUAUCCAGACCAAGAAGACACCCUGCAACACAGUCAUCAUCAUGAAAGCCCUGCAGCUGAAAGCAGCAGCUCGCACACUGUUGAAGCAUAUUAUGAUGACACUGGCAAUCACGAGGCAUAUGAAGAGGACGCCAAAGGUGAAGAUCUGUUUAGUGAUACAAAUCAAGAAACAGCCGAUCUCCUCGAUCAGCAACAAGACACCGAGUAUGAAAGUGGCUAUGGCGAUGAAGAGCUCUUUGUGCAAGACAACGUUGGCGCAGAUGUUGUUGGAGCUCCAUCUAUAUCACUACCGGAGGAAGGCGAUGCCCGGUUCUUUCCUGCCACGAUUGAGCAGAAAUCCUUGAAGAGCGAUGUAGCCGACGCAAGCCUCGACUUCCUUGAAGACGAAGCAGACUCUGGCAUUGCUGAUCUCCCGAAAGACCAUGACCUUGUUGGCCCAAGUCCGCCUAUCACACCGUUUAAACCGAACGUUUCGAAACGCAAGGCCGAGGUUGAUGAUGACCUUGACUUUCUGGAAAUCGGCACACCGGAACCAAAGCGUCGCAGAUCAUCUUGA
Molecule: messenger RNA, 2097 nt
Organism: Exophiala bonariae
Lineage: Eukaryota; Fungi; Ascomycota; Eurotiomycetes; Chaetothyriales; Herpotrichiellaceae
Exons: 1
Coding region: 1-2097 (698 amino acids)
Source: RefSeq, a predicted model, not a curated record